Molecule: messenger RNA, 3612 nt
Organism: Betta splendens (Siamese fighting fish)
Lineage: Eukaryota; Metazoa; Chordata; Actinopteri; Anabantiformes; Osphronemidae
Gene: btk
Product: Bruton agammaglobulinemia tyrosine kinase
Exons: 18
Coding region: 935-2845 (636 amino acids)
Biological process (GO): B cell receptor signaling pathway; adaptive immune response; peptidyl-tyrosine autophosphorylation
Molecular function (GO): non-membrane spanning protein tyrosine kinase activity; protein binding; ATP binding
Source: RefSeq, a predicted model, not a curated record
ACACACACACACACACAUCUGUUGCAUUGACCACUUAUCUAUCAGGAGCACAUCAGGAAAGACAGCAUCCUGUUAAACCAUUUUUUUGAUGAUAUGGCUGUUAGUUGUGUUAGUUGUGUCACACAUAGCGGAUAUCACACACGCAAAAAAACAACUGUAAUGCAACCCUUUAAAAGCCAUAGUGACUUGCUUAACUGCAGCCUGUGUGCUGUGUUGUGUUCACUUGUGUUCACUUAUUUUCAGGCUCACUAGGACGUUUACGUUUGGAUUCGCACUUCAACCACGUUACACUUGCAGUUAUUACAGAACGCUGAGCCAAUACACGAACUAAAGUGGUGAGAUCUGUAAAGUGUGAAAGGAAAGUGUGGACGUGGAGCAGCAUCUGCAUAACUAACUACAAAGAGAUCAUGUCAGGUUGACGGGCUACAGUUACAGGCCACUGGGUUUCUUCUCCCUUCAUAUUGCAGUACAAUAUUGAUGCAACUUCCCCAUUAGUUUGUCUGUGUCAGCCACCAUGAGUCAACUCCCUUCACAAGACAGCAAAGCAAAUCACCCACUCACAGUGCGAUGCACUGAAACACACAUCGAUUGGGGAGAGGGAGUCCGGCAUCGGUUGCCUGUGCCACGCGUUGAGCUCCGCUCGGGUUAGUGAUGUGAGAGCAGUCCGGGCUGCGGCGGGUGAGAAAUGAGUAAAGGUUGUUUCGCAGAAUGGGGAACACAGCGACACAAACAAGCCAGCAGGUACUGCCGCCGUGGACUCACAGUCCUGGUGAGCGGCGAGAGGCAGAAGGCCUCCGGUAGAGUUACAGCUCAGAUGAUAGAAGGAAGUGCUCGCAAGCUGAAAAUAGGCCGAGCUGAAGCUGAAGCAAACACAUCUGACAGGCCAGCAGACAAUGAGCAUUCAGCUGUGUGAAGGAUUGAUGUUGGCUGAAUAAUGUCUGAAAGCGUCCUGGAAGAAAUCUUCAUCAAACGAUCUCAGCAGAAGAAGAAGACGUCCCCGCUGAACUUCAAGGAGCGAUGGUUCGUCCUCACCCAGGACAAAAUCGCCUACUACGACUUUGACCCUGAGAAGCGGAAGCGAAAAGGCUUGAAAGGAUCCGUUGACCUGGAAAAGAUCAAGUGUGUGGAGACGGUCCAGCAGGAUCCCAACGCCCCGCCGGAGCGCCUGUACGCCUUCCAGAUCAUCUACGAUGAAGGGCCUCUGUACAUCUUUGCAAAGACCGAAGACGUUCGGGCUCACUGGAUAAAGAAGCUCAAAGAGAUGGUGCGCUUCAACAAGGAUCUGAUGCAGAAGUACCACCCGUGUUUCUGGGUGGACGGGGUGUGGCUGUGCUGCCACCAGGAAGUCAAACAAGCCAUGGGCUGCAAAGUGCUGGACAAUAAGAACGGAUUUACAUCCAAAACCUCCAACAGAAGGGGAUCCAGGAAACCUCUUCCUCCCACCCCCACAGAGGAGAAAUCCGUCCGGCCGUUGCCUCCGCAGCCAAACGAGCCCCCCGCCCCCCCUGGAUCCAUAACUGUCAUAGCUGAGUACAACUACACGCCCAUGACGGACCAGGACCUGGAGCUGAGGAAGGAUGAGGAGUACACCAUCAUGGAUAAGUCCGACACCAACUGGUGGAAGGCCCGAGACCAGUACGGAAAAGAAGGCUACAUACCUAGUAAUUAUGUUGUGGAGGCAGCGAGUGGGCUAGAAAGAUUCGACUGGUAUUGCAAGAAUAUGAACCGUAGCCAAGCAGAGAAGCUGUUGAAGACCGAGAACAAAGAUGGCGGCUUCUUGGUGCGGGACUCCAGCAAAGCCGGGAAAUACACGGUGUCGUUGUUCACCAAAGGCGGCGGGGAAGCCGGUGGAAGCUGCAGACACUAUAACAUCUGCACCACCGCGCCGGGACAGUUUUAUCUGGCAGAAAAGCACAAUUUCAGCACCAUCCCAGAGCUGAUCACCUACCACCAGCACAACGCAGCAGGUAUGGUCAGCAGGCUGAAGUACAUCGUGUCUAACCGGGCACUGCCUCCAUCUACAGCAGGGCUUGGCUACGGUAUUUGGGAGAUUGACCCCCAUCACCUCACGUUCAUCAAGGAGCUGGGCAGCGGUCAGUUCGGAAUGGUGAAGUACGGGAAGUGGCAGGGCCAGCAUGACGUGGCCAUUAAGAUGAUUAAGGAGGGCUCCAUGUCUGAGGAUGAUUUCAUCGAAGAGGCUAAAAUCAUGAUGAAGCUCCGCCAUGAGAACCUGGUCCAGCUGUACGGCGUGUGCACCAAACAGAAACCCCUCUACAUAGUGACCGAGUUCCUCUCCAACGGCUGCCUGCUGACGUACCUGAAGGAGGGCCUGAAGCAGCACCCCACGGCCGUGCAGCUCCUGGAGAUGUGCAAAGACGUGUCUGAGGGCAUGGCCUACCUGGAGUCGCAGCAGUACAUCCACAGAGACCUGGCUGCCAGGAACUGCCUGGUGGACAGCAACGGGACGGUGAAGGUGACUGAUUUUGGACUGUCGAGGUACGUCUUAGACGAUGAAUACACAAGUUCAGCAGGCUCCAAGUUCCCAGUUCGCUGGUCACCACCCGAGGUUCUUCUCUACUGCAGGUUCAGCAGCAAGUCGGACAUCUGGGCGUACGGGGUGCUGAUGUGGGAAGUGUACACUUUAGGGCGACUUCCAUAUGAGCGCCUCAACAACACGGAAAUCGUGGAACAGGUCUCCCGGGGCAUGCGCCUCUACCGGCCUCAGCUAGCUAAUGAGAGGGUCUACAGCAUCAUGACCAGCUGCUGGAACGAAAAACCAGAUGAGCGACCCAACUUCCAGGAUCUGGCUGUAACCGUUCAGGAUCUGCUGUAUGAGCUCCAGUAACAGCAACAUACACACAAACCCACAGAGCAGCUUCGCUCACUGGUCCUGCAAAGUAAAAUAUCGGAUAUAUGGGACUAUGCAAUCACACCGAGGUCCUCUGCAAUGUGAAUACAUUUAGAAUAGGCUUAAUAUCACAUAGGCACUGUCCUACAGUCUACCAUUUAAAGUGUGGAUAUAUUAUUGGGAUAAACAGGAUAUGAAUGAAUGUCUAAGGACCCCUAUGUGGAGAAGAAGCUGGUUUACAGGGAAGUCUGGACUUACACGCUGCUCCUGCAGCCACAAUGACAAGCAGCAGAAAAUGAAUAUGUCGAUAUGUUACUGAAUUAAAUAAAAUUGUGUCCCUGUGUGUUGUGUUCAGUGGAAUUAGUGUGGGUCAAUGUGGGUUUAGAAAGAAGCUUUGUAAGGGUGUGUGGGUUACAGCCAAGUAUCAUAGGCUUUAACGUUGCUUAAAAUAAGAUGUGAAACGAAAAUGACUUGUACACAAAUAAAGUAUUUUAAUGUGAUGUGUGUGCAUAGAGUAGAAUAAACAUAUUUAUAAGUGAUUAGUUAAGAGACUGCAAUUUGUUACUCAGUAAUAAAUAGAGUUUGUUUUUUAAUGAUUUAUAACAUUGGAAAAAAAUAAGUUUUCUCUAAACAUUUAUUUCAAAACACAUUUGUUGGUGACAACAAUUUUUUUUAUCUACAACAUAAUUUUGUGGGAUGUAAAAUUGUAAAGGAAAAUAAUAAUGAAAUUAUUUUUAAUGUGAUAAUAAAUACGGGAGGACUGA